Messenger RNA from Coregonus clupeaformis (lake whitefish), 3870 nucleotides. Its product is annotated as rho GTPase-activating protein 12-like. The record is from RefSeq and is a predicted model, not a curated record. Gene Ontology annotation, biological process: regulation of GTPase activity; signal transduction. The coding region runs from base 281 to 3088 and encodes 935 amino acids. The transcript has 18 exons. Gene Ontology annotation, cellular component: cytoplasm. Gene Ontology annotation, molecular function: protein binding. Lineage: Eukaryota; Metazoa; Chordata; Actinopteri; Salmoniformes; Salmonidae.
GACAGACUGGCAGGGUGGGAGAACCGACCAACCCAACGCUCACAAGCGAUAGCACCACCGCAGAGUGAAAACGAGGCGGGGGAUUGUGAAUACUGAAUACAGAGUUAGCGUACUCGAGUCGCAUACUAUCUAGGAGCAGUUUAGACCAAUGAUAUAUCUGGAGGAAAAGUUCCGCUGAAAACAACCGCCGUUCGCCAGCUUAUUAUUUGAAGAGAAAGAAGAUACCGUUAACAAGUCUAGCUGAUCCCCAGUAAGAGAUGUGGAUCCCCCCAGCCCUCCAAUGCUGAGCACCAAUAGAGGUCAAAGGUCAACGAGGUCAGAAGGGGUCAACACCAUCAUGGCUGACAGAGACGGGCAUGGCGGCGGGGUGGAUCUGCCCAUCAUCGCCCCGGGCCAGGUGUACGUGGAGGUGGAGUACGACUAUGAGUACACGGCCAAGGAUAAGAUUAUCUCCAUCAGGCAGGGGGAGUGCUACAUGCUGGUCAGGAAGACCAACGAGGACUGGUGGCAGGUGAGGAAGGAGGAGGGGAUGAAAGCCUUCUAUGUCCCAGCACAGUACGUCAAGGAAGUGCGCCGGGCGCUCAUGCCCCCUCAGAAGCCUCUCGUGUCGGGCGGGAUCGGUGGGAUGAGUGGGGCGGUCCGUGUGAAGCCUACAGUUCUGGAUAUCUGUAGAGCGUCCAAUGAGAACCUCAACAACAGGCCGCCUCAGGAGAUGUCUAGUUUUGGGCGUCCGUCGCCCUCCUCCAUGCAGUCGCCCUUUCCGGGGCACGUCACCCCGCCCGCUCUGCCCAAGGACGCCAACCAGAACCCAGGCAGCCCGCGGCACAGCAAGCCCCCUGGCGUAGCGGAGCUGGUGCUCCUACACAACAACAAUAACCAUCACCACAGCAACAACUCCACGUUACCACGGAUGCGGGCGGACUCUCCGCCCCCCAGGGCCCCUUACAACCACCAUAACAACCACCAGGGGAGUCAUGAUUCAGACCGGACCCCCUCCUCUUCUGGCGACUCCCCGGGGGAGGGGUCGGAGACGCUUCGGAACGACUCGGAGUCUGGAGAUGACCUAAGUAGCAGCUCUACUGAACACAUGCAGACGACGUCUCCGGCGGGGCAGGGCCGGCCUGAGUCUCCUGUCUACACCAACCUCCAGGAGCUGAAGAUCUCCCAGUCCAGCCUGCCCCCCCUUCCUUCCAGCUCUCCACUGCACAUCCUCUGGGACUGGGAGACCCACAAGGACCUCACCGGCAGACACUUCUACUAUAACAGAGCCACCGGAGAGCGCACGUGGAAACCGCCCCGCGCACGGGAUGCUAGUGGCACUUCCAGUAGUAGUCGGGGAGACCCCCACGGCACUGGAGAGAUGGAGCCCCUGUCUUCCGAGGAGAACUGUCACAGCAGCACCUACUCCAGUCAGUCAGACAGUCAGUACGGCUCGCCCCCUAGAGGCUGGUCAGAGGAACUGGACGAACACGGACACACCCUCUAUGUCUGUGAAUAUACUCAUGAGAAGUGGAUAAAGCACGUGGACGAGCAGGGAAGGCCAUACUACUACAGCGCUGAUGGCUCCAGGUCCGAAUGGGAGCUACCCAAAUACAACGUGUCUCCUCCCCAGCCAGGCGAUCCCCCCAAAAGUCGUAGUCUGGAGCGGAAACAGCCAGACCCCAUCGUCCUGACCAAGUGGAGACACAGCACCUACGUACUAGACCUCAAUGACAAGUUCUCUUUCAAAAAAUGCAGGCGCUUUGACUCAAGCCAUCACAUGGGGAGAGCUGGUCGCACUCUUUACCGUGGUAAACCCUCUGAGAAGUGUGGAGUCCUCAACGUCACCAAAAUCACUGAGAAUGGCAAGAAAGUCCGGAAGAACUGGACAUCUUCGUGGACAGUAUUACAGGGCUCCUCACUGCUCUUCGCUAAAGGACAGGGGAGUGGCACCAGCUGGCCGUCCUACCGUAGUGGCUCCAUCCCUGAGCUGCUGCUCACUCUGCUGGCCAACUGGAAGCGUUCGGUCAAGCCCCGCCCAGCUGUCUCCUAUGUCCACUCUGUCCAUGGGCGUGCCCCAGCUGCCACUAAGUUUGUGGGUAACCAGUCAAAGCCGGAGUUCACUGUGGAUCUCAGAGGGGGGUCAGUGGAUUGGGCAUCCAAGGAUAAGUCCAGCAAGAAGCACGUUAUUGAACUGAAGACCCGUCAGGGGACAGAGCUGCUGAUCCAAUCAGAAAUCGACAGCGUCAUCAACGACUGGUACCGAACCCUGACAGACACCAUCAGCACACAUGCAUGGGAGUCAGAUGAGGCCAUAGAGGAGGACAUGCCUGAGUCCCCGGGGGCAGAGAAACAAGACAAGGAGAAAGACCACCGAGACGCCAAGAAAAACAGAGCGAUGAAGACGUCUAUCAGUAUGGACUCCUCUGACCAGAAGAAGACUAGAGUGAAGCUGAAGAAGUUCCUGACCCGCCGACCCACCUACCAGGCCGUCAAGGACAAGGGCUACAUUAAAGACCAGGUGUUUGGCUGCAGUCUGAGCAGCCUGUGUCAGAGGGAGAACACGUCCGUGCCCAGCUUUGUCACCACGUGCAUCGACCACGUGGAGAACACAGGUCUGAGUAUAGAUGGCAUAUACAGAGUGAGUGGGAACCUAGCGGUGAUACAGAAGCUGCGCUUCGCUGUGAAUCACGAUGAAAAGUUAGAGCUGGAUGACAGUAAGUGGGAGGACAUCCACGUCACCACGGGAGCCCUGAAGAUGUUCUUCAGAGAGCUGCCUGAACCACUCUUCACCUACGACUCCUUCAACGACUUUAUCAAUGCCAUCAAAUGCUCGGAUUACAAGCAGCGAGUAAAUGUAAUAAAAGACUUAAUCAAGCAGUUGCCAAAACCGAAUCACGACACAAUGCAAUGCCUCUUCAAACAUCUCAGAAGGGUGAUUGACCAUGGAGAGGCCAACCGUAUGACGACCCAGAGCGUAGCGAUCGUCUUCGGCCCCACCCUGCUCAGACCUGAGACCGAGACGGGGAACAUCGCUGUUCACAUGGUCUAUCAGAACCAGAUUGUUGAGCUCAUCUUACUGGAGUACGAGAACAUCUUCGGCAGGUAGAAAAUAAACACCUGAUGAAGAGACCUGAGAAAGAGGAUGGUCUGGUGACUGGUCGGACCCAAUUCUGCUUAUUUUUGUGACUGAAACAUUGCUGCUGUGGACCAAGCAAUUUAAAGAAAGAAAAACAAAAAUUUAAUUAUUGUUCAUUUGAUAAUAAGAUUAAUAAAGGAAGCUAGUGAACGACUUUGCACUUAACAUUUUGAGAGAGCUGAGUAUGAUGUAAAUAAAUACAGAUUUAAUUCCCUUUGGUUGCCAUGCCUGCUGCGAGUAGCAGAGCGGAGCCAUUGCUUCUAGAGGAGGGUGUUGAUUGGUUGGUUAGUUGGUUGGUGAGCUGGCUGGAUCUAAGACCGUGUCGUCAUUGCCAUGAUGACAGACGGAGUGCAGUGUGAAUGGCGUGGAUGGAUCUCCCUCGAUGUGAUGUGAUCCAGUGGAUUUGAGUAUUCAGGGUAUAACUGUGUUUUACACUGGAUUCCUAUGGCCAGUAUUAAGUACAUGCGACAUAAAACAAGAGCUUGGUGAAUAAGACUAAUUGUUUUGGACUGGAGUGGAACUGAAGAAGAGUAUUGUGGCAUACAUUGAUGUGGCCCACCGGAGUGACUUCCUCCUUUCUCUGAUGACAUCAAGACACAUUAACUGGCACAGCGCACUCCAGAUCAUUCAAACAGCAACAACUACCCACUGAAUUACUGGCUGGAUGGUCUCUCCUUCUCUGUCAAAUCAAUGGAAGCCUAUAUCCUGCUACUACCAUGUGGUAUAGUAAAGACCAAGCUUGGUUGUGUGUA